Messenger RNA from Lolium rigidum, 1086 nucleotides. RefSeq names its product probable xyloglucan endotransglucosylase/hydrolase protein 23. The coding region runs from base 56 to 931 and encodes 291 amino acids. Gene Ontology annotation, molecular function: xyloglucan:xyloglucosyl transferase activity; hydrolase activity, hydrolyzing O-glycosyl compounds. The record is from RefSeq and is a predicted model, not a curated record. Gene Ontology annotation, cellular component: apoplast; cell wall. The transcript is spliced from 3 exons. NCBI's taxonomy places the organism in Eukaryota, Viridiplantae, Streptophyta, Magnoliopsida, Poales, Poaceae. Gene Ontology annotation, biological process: cell wall biogenesis; xyloglucan metabolic process.
ACACUCCACUUCACUGAGCAGCAAGCAAUCAACUAGUGAAAAGCAUCGUUGAGCCAUGAGGACUGUGGUCGCGCUCGGCGUUCUCGCCGCAAUGGCAUGCCUGGCCGCGGUGGCGGAGGCCGGCAACUUCAUCCAGGACGCCGAGAUGACCUGGGGCGACGGCCGCGGCAAGGUCGUCGACGGCGGCCGCGGGCUCGACCUCACCCUCGACAGGACCUCCGGCUCCGGGUUCCAGUCCAAGGCAGAGUACCUCUUCGGCAAGAUCGACAUGCAGAUCAAGCUCGUGCCCGGCAACUCCGCCGGAACAGUAACCACCUUCUACCUGUCGUCGCAGGGUUCGGCGCACGACGAGAUCGACUUCGAGUUCCUGGGGAACGUCACCGGCGAGCCGUACACGCUGCACACCAACGUCUUCGCCAAGGGGCAGGGCAAGCGGGAGCAGCAGUUCAGGCUCUGGUUCGACCCCACCAAGGCCUUCCACACCUACUCCAUCGUCUGGAACCCGCAGCACGUCAUCUUCGCCGUCGACGGCACCCCGAUCAGGGACUUCAAGAACCACGAGGCGCGGGGGGUGUCCUUCCCCAAGAACCAGCCCAUGCGCCUCUACGCCAGCCUCUGGAACGCCGACGACUGGGCCACGCAGGGCGGCCGCGUUAAGACGGACUGGUCGCACGCCCCCUUCGUCGCGUCAUUCCGCGGAUUCAGCGCCGACGCCUGCGUCAUGUCGGGCGGCGCCCAGCGCUGCCCCGCCGGCACCAUGGACGCCUCCGGCACCGCGAGCAGCUGGUGGAACCAGGAGCUCAGCGACAUGAGCUACCGCCGCAUGCGAUGGGUGCAGAGGAAGUUCAUGAUCUACAACUACUGUACCGACCCCAAGCGCGUAGCAGAGGGCCUCCCCGCAGAGUGCAAGAUCCGUCUAAGGUCCAAGUGAUCGAUGAGCGUCAGGGAUUUGGCGGACAGUGUUUCACAAGUGAUCAUCGUGUAAAUGUACUAGUAUGCAUAUCGCAUUCUUUCAUUUCUUUUUGUAAUACGGGUCCAACGAUGUACUCAAGUUCUAUAUUAGUGAGUUCGUUCUAGAUUUAGUCC